Molecule: messenger RNA, 1922 nt
Organism: Clunio marinus
Lineage: Eukaryota; Metazoa; Arthropoda; Insecta; Diptera; Chironomidae
Source: the annotation of a GenBank genome assembly
CAUUUAAUUAGUGCUGAUAAGAAUAUGAAAUUUUGAAUAUCUCAUAAUUGAUUCAUAAGAGACAAGUAUAAAAAGAUGUCUAAUCCAGAUCCAACAAAAGAUAAUGAUAUUGCUGUUCUUGAGCCAAACAAUGACGCAUUAGUGACAAUUAAUCUCAAUAAUCAGGCUAGUGCAGUUACAUCAACAACAGCAACUUCAACAACUACCACAACAACAACAGCAAAUCCAUCAAACAAUGUAGAAACGAAUAGUGAAGAUCAAAAUUCCAGCAUCGGAAGUCAGCGAUCUUUAAAUAACAGACUGUUUCCAUUUCGUUUUAGUCGAGAUCUUCUUAUCAACAACGUGUUUCAAGAAAUUCGUCCCUUAGUGCAAAACACGAGUACUGCCAACGCUCCAUUUGCAUCAUGGAUGCGCAGUUCCAUCCACAGUGUCCACAGUGAUGAGCAUGCAACUCAAACUGAUAGUUCUCGUCCUAAUAAUAAUAAUAAUAAUAAUAAUGACACUGAAAGUACCACUGGUGACAGUGUCAUCAUAAAUUUGGGAUCACCUUCAACAUCUGCAUAUGCAAGACAACAUUCAGCUCCUGCCCGCACAACAACUGAAUCAGGAAAUGAUGAUAUGGGAACAUCAAGCACAAAUCAAUCGAGAACUUCGCUUCAACAACACCAAAGUGCAGAUUCAUCAAACAGUGGAUCAAGCGGAUCUGAAAACGAUCCAAAUGCCGCUGAAAAUGCUAACGAUUCACUCGCACAAAUUCCUGAAGCUCGAGCUUUCAUCUAUACAGUUUCACGUUAUUUUCCCUACGUGUGCAUUCUAUUUGCAAAAAGUUGUUAUGAUCAUCUUGAUGGAAUUUUGGAUAUAUUUGCAUUAUUUGUUGUGUUUGCACACUCAAACUUCACGCUUAAACAAGAGAUCACUAAACAAGGCCAACGUCGAUAUCUGUAUCUUAUUCGAGAACUUCUUUAUAUAAUAAUUGUUGUGACGAUUAUUGGAUUUAUAUUGGAAAAGAAAGACACAUUUAUUAGCUUGUUCUUCGCUCCUAUCAACUUUCCUGCCGAGGAUAAAACACUUGCUUUAAAGGAUCUUCUAUUCAGUGUUUGCAUUACUGACCUCAUUUUAAAACUUGUUACUGUCGCUAUUAAAAUUCUUUUCACAAUGUUGCCAAGAAGAGUUGUUGAGUUUAAAAAUCGAGGACGAGUUUAUUUGUUGAUUGAAGCUAUUUCACAACUAUAUCGAGCACUUGUUCCAAUACAGCUGUUGAUGUAUUUAUUGGAGUCAUACAAAGGAACAGAGAAAAUUAUGGGAGUUAUAUUGUCAGCUGCUUAUAUAGUUGCUAAAGGGUCAGAUAUACUGCAAAGAGUAAAGUUCUUGAAACGAUCGUUUAUCAAAUUCCUUCAGAAAACGUCAUUUGGAACGAUGGCAACAAAGGAACAAAUUCAAGCCGCUGGUGGAACUUGUCCCAUUUGUCACGAUAAUUAUCAAGAUCCUGUAAUCUUAAAUGAAUGUAAUCAUAUUUUCUGUGAACUUUGCCUUCUUGGAUGGUUGGAUCGGGAGAAUAACACUUGUCCUUUGUGUCGUGCAAAGAUUGAUCAAGAUAAUCCAGGAUAUCGAGACGGUUCAACAACUUUCUUCAUUCAAUUUUACUAAAAAGCACUUUUGAAGCACUCUUAUUAAUAAUAUUAUGGAAAUGAAGCUUUCAAUAUGGAUAGGAAAUGAUGAAUAGAAUUUUGUAAUUUCUGGUCACUUUGUUUUGAUGAUAUAGAAUUAUGAUGGAUUGAAAAACGCUUCUGUUAAAUAAAAAAUUGUCCGCAUUUAAAUUUGAUAAUUUACAAAAAAGUUAAUAAAAAAAGAAAACAUUGUGAUGUUUAACAAAGCACUUAAGAGAAAUAAAAAAUAGGUAUUUAUAAAGUUGAAAAGAUCGC